This is a messenger RNA of Alnus glutinosa, 1062 nucleotides long. RefSeq lists its product as uncharacterized. The transcript has 2 exons. The record is from RefSeq and is a predicted model, not a curated record. Lineage: Eukaryota; Viridiplantae; Streptophyta; Magnoliopsida; Fagales; Betulaceae. Bases 65 to 946 code for a protein of 293 amino acids.
AGGGGCUGAUGAGACCUUAAAUCCCUAUACAGUUAGAAAGGGUGGUACGAAGAACCAAUGUAGGAUGUGCAAAAAAUAUGGUCACAAUACUAGAACAUGCACUGCGAGGAUGCGACAUGAUGAAAGACAAGAACGUAGGCGGAAUUUCUAUAGAAAACAUGCAGCAAAUCUUGACUGCAAUCUUGACAGGUUGGAUGGUUCAUCCAGUGCCCCAUCUGUGGCCCAAUCUACUGCAUCAAUGCCAAGUGCCCCAUCCAGUGCCACAUCCAGCGCCCCAUGUGUUGGUAAUCCUACUCACCCAACAGGAAGUAGGGGGCAAAAGAGGAGAAGAGAAGAUGGUUCAAGCAGUGCGUCUGGACAAGGUCAGGGAAGGGGUGCAAGCAGUGCAUCUACACAAAGUCGAGGUCAAAGGAGCACAAGAGGAAGGGGUGCAAGCAGUGAAGGGGAAGGACAAGGUCAGGGUGAAGGCAUUGCAACUGCACAAGGUAGAGGGCAAAAUACGACAAGAGGAAGGGGUGAAAGCAGUACAACUACUGCACAAGGUCGAGGUCAAAGGAGCACAAGAGGAAGGGGUGCAAGCAGUCAGGGUGAAGGCAUUGCUACUGCACAAGGUAGGGGGCAAAAGAGCAAUCUCGGGUUGGCCACCAGGACAAGAAUAUCUGGCAGGUUGAGAACUUCUGUUUUACAAACAGGAAUGCACAAGAGCAAAGGAAAACUCCUUGUCGAUCUCACUGGAAACCCUGUUGAACCACCGAAAGUUCCAGGGGGUGGACCAGCAUGCUCAUGGGGUCCUCCCAGAAGUGCAACUGGUAUCACUUCUAGAGUUGCUCCCCCUGAUUUCGACAUGCACAAUUUGGUUGCUGCAUCCACUGUCAUUCCUCAACCAGAAGUACAAGGAGUUGCAAAGAAGAAUGACAAAGGGAUGAAAAAGAUGUGGAGAGUCUGAACAUGGUUUAUCAUUAUGUUGACAUAUGUUAAAGUGUGAUGAUAGUUAUGUUAUGUUAUGUUAUGUUAAAGUUUGAUGAACAAGUUUGCUAGUUAUGUUAUGUUAAAGUGUGAUGA